This is a messenger RNA of Anopheles maculipalpis, 1521 nucleotides long. RefSeq lists its product as uncharacterized. NCBI's taxonomy places the organism in Eukaryota, Metazoa, Arthropoda, Insecta, Diptera, Culicidae. The record is from RefSeq and is a predicted model, not a curated record. The coding region runs from base 10 to 1521 and encodes 503 amino acids. The transcript has 3 exons.
CGAUACGCCAUGGACCGUGUGGCACUUCUCGUACUAUUAUUUCAGGGUGCGUUGGUCGCCGCCAGUCCUGAUUAUGGAAUACCGAACAGCGUCAUCGGUACCGGCAAGCUAGUGACCGGUGUGAACGAUGCAUCCACCUACCUACAGACGCUGGCGGCUGGACAGCUGGUGUCAGCUUCCAUAACGCAAGACGUGUUCGGUUUACCACGAAUCGUGCAAAUUCUACAAGAAACAGGCAAUACCGUAUCACAGGAUGGCGACAACAUUGUGCGAGCGUUUGAAACCCUCAUCCAAAGCAGCUCGGGCGAUCCAACCGUACUGUUUGAUGCAGCUUUAAAGAGCAUCCAGGACGCGCUGAAUCACAUCACCCAACUGCUCCCGACAACCGAAUCCAACCUGUCUGCCAUCAUCGGAGGCAAUGUGCCCGAUCGACUUACGGAUAGUUUUGCGCGGAUAGAGAUCGCGUUGAGGACUCUACUGACCCAGAUUGGAACGCUAAAGUCCUCCGUCUUAGCUGCAAUCGCAGAGGCCGGAUCGCCGACAUCUAUUUCGAUGGAAAUCCUCACCAAGCACAUAACGCUUAGCAAGGUGUACAAUGUGCUACAGACCGUACGGAAUCUGCGUGCCUUUCUGCCGGUGGUACGAUACACACUCAACACCUCAAUCGAGGAAGCGGUCGAGGCUGACAAUUACCUGAAAGCGUACAACUCCAUGCUAGCUUCCUUGGAUGGCGUGGUAACGAUCGUGCUACAAUCGCUCGACGCAGCCGAGCAGAGUUUCUACGCUACGGUAAAGUCAGGCGUAAACACACUCGGGGCCGCUUAUGCCGGGAUGAAGGAAUCAACCCUAGCGCUGGGCAUAAUAACUGAAGCGCCGGACUUAGGGGCAGAGGUUGUGAGCAUGCUGAGCAAAUUUACUGUCACGCUAGAAGAUACGGAGAACGACAUUCUCUCGGUUGCCAGCGAACUGCAGAGCUAUCUGACCGCCGUCAAGGCAAUGGUUACGAUCACUGAAACGGAAGUGAUCUCCAUCACCGAAAGUAAGCUGAUCGGUGCGCUGAUCAAAACGCUUAUUUCCAGUGGACCGUACGCGCGCUUCUGCUUCAACAAGUACAGGGCGCAGGUGAGCGAUCUUGCCAACUACCUGCUCGAUGAGUCGGCCCUAUGCAUCGAACGUGAGGUGCCGCGGUUGACAAACCUAGCCGCGGCCGUACAGACCAUUCUUGACGUCAAUGCGUUCGACUUCGAGGACAUCUACGACUGGUUAACUAUAUGCGACGGAAUACAGGAACCUGCCGAUCGGGUCGCAUGUGUUGCAAGGAUUUCUCAAUCGUAUACGGCGCUGGGGGACAACUUUGCCGACAAGUACAAUCUGCUGUUCGAUCUGACAACAGUCGAGGUGGAUUCGAGCAAACAACGGGUGAAAAUCUGCAUCAGUCUAACAAGACGCUGGCUGGCGGAUGGAUACAUUCCCAACCUGCAGAAUGACAUUGAACAGUGCGCUCUGACGGGUCCAAACUAG